AUGCUUAGUCUGAACACAAACAUCCAGAAACUGGGAACAAAACUUAGCAGAACGGAAUGUAGACACGCCUUCUACUCCUUAAGAGUAGUUAAAUGCUGGAAUUCACUGCAGGCUGAGCUAAUUCAAGCGACUUCUCAGUGGUCCUUUAAGAGAAAACUUGAUAUAUUCUUAAAAACUAAGGACAUUUGGCGGUAUUUGAGAAUGUCGCGCCUGUUUUUCUAUAAUCAGAUCAAAGAAGUGAUUAGCCGUUUGCCUCCUCAUUAUAAGAAAAGGUAUUUACAGAAUCAGCAUGAGUUGGCCAAUGAAAGAGUGUGCAAUUCAUCACUACGUAAACACGAAACAGGAAUUGCGCUUCCUAGUUCGUAUUUUGAUACUCCUAUGAAAAUUGUCUAUCCUCCUGAGUCUCAAAAAUGCCUAUGGGGUGGUGAGGGUAUUAUUCAGGGCUACUGGGAGAAAAAAACACCGAGGCCGAGAUUUCCCAAGACAUGGAGUCCUGUUCUCAUGGAAAACGUAUUUCAUAGUGAGAUUCUAGACCGUUGGAUGAUUAUAAUAGCAACAGAUAGCGCCCUAAGACAAAUCGAAAAGGCUAGUGGAUUUGAUUUCUAUAUACUCUCGACUCCAGAAUCAAAACUUAAAAGUAGGCUUGGAAUGCAUUUAAAAAGAGAUAUGUUGGUAACGCUCGCAAAGGCGAAGAUGAAUGGUAAGAUGAAAAAAAGCUGGGAAAAGUAUUCUAAAUUUAUUAUACCUUUGGAAGAAGCUGAGUGGAUUGGUUUAACACUCGAAGAAGCUGUUAAAAAACAAAUGAAAAUGGAACAUGAAAUAUCCAGAAGUCAGCUAAAGCCACUAAAAUUCAGUCUAGCAGAAAAAUUGAUUGAUAGUUUAAGAAACCCUGUCAAAGAUGAGAAAGAUAAGGAUGAAGAAUAUCCGUCCAGCUACUCGUCUCGGAUUUUCAGUUGAUAAACCUUUGACAAUGAACAAAUAUGAUAUGUCUCUUUUCUCAGAGAAGUUCAGAUAACAAGGAGUUCCUUAUCAUCUUGUGUCUACUUUGUAUGUAUAGUCGCUAAAAUGAUUUUUGAAAAAUCUACUGUUUGCAACUGUUGUUUGGAACUUGAAUUGUUUAGUAAAUAAAUAUUUUAUUAUAAGGUUAGGUAAUAUUGCUAAUGUUGUUGUGCGACCGAAAUACUUUUUUUUUAAAAAGUGUAUGUAACCAAUGUCUGCUCUACUUUACCUUGUACGGUCUGAUCAACAUACGGAAUUUAUGUAACUCAUCGUCUACAAAUAAUUGAAAGAGGAAUUUAAUAAACAAUUAGUCAACAAACUUCAAACCCACUAGAAUGAAUGUUUUAACUACAUACAUCAAGACAAAUAUUCCGUCCUUGUCUCAAUUGCAUAAUAUUUAAAGUGUAUUUUGGAUUACGUCUUCUGUCCAACAAAACUUUUUGGAUGCUACCACGAACUUUGUGACUUGACUGAAGCCAUCUAACAUUACAAUACGUACUUUCUUGACCUUCACAAAGAUGGCAUCAGUUCGUGGUAAAGAACAGUGAAUAAAGGCAUUUGUGUUAGGUAAAUAAUUGUUCUUUGCGUUUUGACGAAACUCUUGUGAAACAGCAACGUGAAAUUAUAUUCGGGUAAAUAACAACUGAGUCGGAUUAUUGGAUCACAAAUAACAUUCAGUUCUCGAAUACGAAGUCAUCCUUCAGUGUGUUUAUUUGUCUACUAAUAUAACCUAUCUUACUUAAAAUAGUUUUCAUAUUAUAAUCAAGUAUGGUAUUUGUUGAUGAUAAUCGAUUCAAAAGCAAUAAAUUCUAUAUUUGAUAGUCGUUAUAUUUCUCUCUUACAGUUAUAACUCAGCUAUUCCUAUUGCUUAGUAUUCUUGGACACCAAAUCACUCGACAAGUCCCCAAAUCAGAACACGGUUGAACAGGAAAGGGAUUAUAUUCCAAAUAACAAGGUUAGAUGGAAGUAAGAAGCAAGUAAGUAGUGCAAUAGGGAAAACGCUAGUGUAUUUAUAGUUUUUCACAUGAGAUUUCUAGUGUUCACUAAGUAUUGACUAACGCUGAUUGGAUAAGAAUUAGCCAAUCAGCGCGCACCAAAUCAAUCGUGCAUUGAGCAUGCUUUAAUCCAGUUCAUGUCCCGCUAACAAUAGUAAUAGUAAGAAAUUAUCCAGAACUUUUCUCCGUCAUCAACGAAAAUUAUUUUUCUGCUAAAUAUUAGAAUGAUUUUCAUCAAGAUUUCAUAAUGAUCAUAUAAACACAACCAGAAAUUACUUAAUUGUAUUUCUAGUUUGAUUGUGUUGAUUCUAAGUAGUCUUCAUUCAUGAAAAUCUUCACAUUAAAACUAGAAACGUGAGAUAGUCUUACACGCGAUACCGAUGUUCAGCCUGCAGAUAAGUAUAGCGAAUUCGAGUUAGAACUUAUUACUUUUGUAUCAUAUCAGUUUUUAUAAUAAAUUAAUAAAAGUCAAGAAACAGUCGUAAUUCAUAUUAUGUCAUCAAUCGAUUGAGAUAGUGAAUUUCAACUAAUCCAAUUCAGAAGACUUGAUGGACAUGUGUUAUAUCUUAACAAGUG
Schistosoma haematobium is the source of this 2570-nucleotide messenger RNA. RefSeq names its product 39S ribosomal protein L28, mitochondrial. Bases 1 to 957 code for a protein of 318 amino acids. Lineage: Eukaryota; Metazoa; Platyhelminthes; Trematoda; Strigeidida; Schistosomatidae. The transcript has 9 exons. The record is from RefSeq and is a predicted model, not a curated record. Gene Ontology annotation, molecular function: structural constituent of ribosome. Gene Ontology annotation, cellular component: mitochondrial large ribosomal subunit.